AUGCUCCGAUGGUCCACUACAUUACGAAUUUUCCCGCGAACGCAAAAGCGAAGUUUCACAAGCGGAAGGAAAAAGGAAAUUAUAGUACUCCAUCCGAUAUUAAAGAGAACGAAAAAUGGAAGCAAGUCCUUUGACGAAAUAAUCUAUGACGCACAGGAAGCCUUAGGCUUAGCUCGUUCGGCUGGUUUCAAAGUCGCAAAUGGAAUUUCCAUGCCGUUGGGGGGGUGGAAAUUUUUUAAACACUCAAGUGGGUCUAAAGGGGAAGGGGACGAUUUAGCUAAUAACUAUCGUGAGGAAAACAUAUUCAGAGAUUUACGCCAGUUAAACGAAGGGAUACCCUGCGAGGGUGAUGCGAAUAAGGUGGAAACGUGCCCCACAAAUGAAGAUACAGGGACAGACGCACUGGUAGACACACCUGUAGAUGAUGUCACCUCCGAGGAAAUGUCUCCGCAGGGAGAUGACCUAGAAAAAAAAAUUGCAGAGUCGAUUAUAAUAAAAACGAAUAGAAUAGAUAACAAGUUCUACUUUGGCAAAGGGAAAUUGAAUGAAUUGUCCAUCUAUUUUCUAAAACACCCAACGCCGUAUGUGUUUAUUAACACGGUACUUUCGCCUGAACAAUUCAGAAAUUUGGACAUGCUGUUUAACAGUCUUCUGCGGAGCUACCAUGAUGAGUUGAAAUUGCGUAGGGAGGCGCAGAGGGGAGAGGACUGUCUCUCAGUGAGGGCAUCAGAAAUAAAUGCGGAGGAUGAUGGCAGCGCGGAAGACAGGAAUGGGGAGGAGCUCACGUACAUCGAGAUGUAUAACAAAUGGAUGGAGAGGCAGGCGGAGCGGGAGGACCAGGAAGAUGGAAACUUCAGCGAUGGAGAAGAAGAGGGUGUUUUUCUCCACGAUGAUGUAGAAGACGGCGACGUUCCUCUCUAUGUUGAGCUCUUUGACCGGUACAGCAUCAUCCUACAGAUACUGAAGAGCAGGGCGAAAAACAACCUGAGCAAACUGCAACUGGAACUAGCCAGGGCCAACUUCAUUUUCAACACCUACGCAGAGGAUAACAAGUCAAGAAUGAAGUAUAUAAAAUAUAUCGAAAAUAAUGUACUGGGGAAAUCAAAUUUUGAUUACGAAGAAAAGUACAGCCGACAAAACACUUUUGAUGUGGAUAAACAGAUCGGAAAAAAAAAAAAUUACGACAACCUAGGAUACACGAGCAGCUACAUAAAGAGUUCAGAGACGUACAAAGAGUAUGAAAAAAGAAUUAUUCAAAGUUUGUAUGCAAAGCUGAAGAAGGAAUUAGAAAAAUGCAAAAAUAAUAAUGCUCUACAGAGUAGUGCUAGAAAGCACAAAGCGUUAAUAGCCGUGGUAGGAUAUACAAAUGUUGGAAAAACCAAAUUAAUAAAUUAUUUAACCAAUUCUAACUUGAAGGCAAGGAAUUUAUUAUUUCAAACAUUGGAUAAUGCUUAUAAAAGUGUAAAAAUUUCUGAUGGUCACUCAAGCAUAUUUAUCGAUUCAAUUGGAUUUAUCCAAAAUAUCCCCUUCUCUUUGUAUGAGUCAUUUAAGGUAACCUUGGAGGCAAUUAAAAAUGCAGACGUUUUCAUUCACGUAGUCGAUGUGUGCCACCCGUACAGAGAGCAACAUAAAAAUUGCGUCAUUGAUACCUUACAGAAAAUAGGCAUACCCAGCGAUUUUCUAAAAUACAAUAUGAUUGAAGUAUGGAAUAAAGUGGAUAAAUUGCCAGACGAUGAAAUACUCAAUUUAUAUAAAACUAAGCCAAAGAAUGUGCUACCCAUUUCGGCCAAAGUUGGCACAAAUUGUGAUGUACUCAUUAAAAUUAUUCAAACGAUGAUUAACAGAAUUAAGGAUGUGCAAGUGUUGACUCUCCAGUUUUCGGCGUUGGAAGCUAAAGAGAGAAUACCAUACCUUGUGAAAAAUUUCAAAGUCGUCCCCAACUCGAUUUCGUACUCCAGCGACGGGAGUACAACCUUCAUCAAGUUGGUGGAAAAUCCCCGUAACUUGAGGAAGUACUAUGAGCGUUUCGACAAGGGUGAGGAGGGAACCUCUGGAGGGGGCACCACGUAA
Molecule: messenger RNA, 2070 nt
Organism: Plasmodium knowlesi strain H
Lineage: Eukaryota; Apicomplexa; Aconoidasida; Haemosporida; Plasmodiidae
Product: GTP-binding protein, putative
Exons: 1
Coding region: 1-2070 (689 amino acids)
Cellular component (GO): cytoplasm
Molecular function (GO): GTP binding; ribosome binding
Source: RefSeq, a predicted model, not a curated record